AGGUAAACCACAAAUUAAUCUCCUAACUUUUCUUUCUUUCGCUCAAUUAAACUAAUAGCUUAUAUUUGCUUCCACUAAUUUUUCAAGUAAUUCCGUUUAACAUGGCGCCGACUAUGGCAGUGCCUUCCACCCAAACAAAACCUCAUCACCGCCGUGAGGUCUCCGCCGUGCCGCAGAGCGAGAUGCUCAGAAGAAGAAACGAGGAGUUAGAGAAGGAAUUGAAGAAGAGCGUUGAGAGGGAAGAUAAAAUGAGAGAGGAAUUGAAGAAGAUAUGGGAGCGGCUGAGGGUCGCGGAGGAGGCGGAGGAGCGGCUUUGCUCCCAGCUCGGAGAAUUUGAAGCCGAGGCUGUUGAUCAGGCUCGGGCUUACAGGACACGUGUUCUCAAUCUGAUGGAUCAACUCUCUUUGGCCAAAAAGCUUCUCCAAUCAGCUUCCGUUCCCGUUCCCAGUUCCCAAUAAUCGUAGGGGAAAUUGGGUUUGAUACAUUCAUUAUUUUUCUGUUUGUAUAAUUAUCUAUAGUAAUUGUAUUGAUCUGAUUAAUUCAGAUUAAUAUAUUAAGUAGGCCUAAGAAGGAUGAACCACUAAUUUGUUGAUUUCUAGAAUUGUGGUUUAAUAGGAUAAUUUAAAUGGCAAAGUAGGUCACCACACGUAUAAAAUUAUGUAUCUAAUGAAGCCUAGUUCUGAUUUCUUGCUCAAUGCAAAUGAAAGAUUAAAAAUUAAUCGAGUUGUACAAGAUAAAGAUUAAACUGUUAAAAUGCAUCAUCUUAGGAAGCAAAA
This is a messenger RNA of Solanum dulcamara, 776 nucleotides long. RefSeq names its product protein RESPONSE TO LOW SULFUR 3-like. Bases 102 to 458 code for a protein of 118 amino acids. The transcript has a single exon. The record is from RefSeq and is a predicted model, not a curated record. Gene Ontology annotation, biological process: cellular oxidant detoxification. Lineage: Eukaryota; Viridiplantae; Streptophyta; Magnoliopsida; Solanales; Solanaceae.